This is a messenger RNA of Ogataea angusta, 1536 nucleotides long. RefSeq lists its product as uncharacterized. The record is from RefSeq and is a predicted model, not a curated record. Gene Ontology annotation, biological process: SCF-dependent proteasomal ubiquitin-dependent protein catabolic process. The transcript has a single exon. Gene Ontology annotation, cellular component: SCF ubiquitin ligase complex. NCBI's taxonomy places the organism in Eukaryota, Fungi, Ascomycota, Pichiomycetes, Pichiales, Pichiaceae. The coding region runs from base 1 to 1536 and encodes 511 amino acids. Gene Ontology annotation, molecular function: protein binding.
AUGUGGGAUCUGGCCCAGCAAUACCCAGACUCGACCCCAGGGCCUUCGCCUGUGCAUGAGACCAGGGCCAGAGAAAGACGCUCGUCCCUGGUCGACCAUCGGCCUCUGAAAAGAGCCAGCAGCAUCUCGUUCCGCGUCCACACCCCGUCCGACUACUCCAGCGGCGCCAGCAUGACUUCCUGCACCUCCACCACCUCUCUGAGUUCUCUGGGCUCGCUCUCUUCGUCGGCACGACAGCUGAUCAUGUCGCGCAAGACCAGCCCGCGACACCCCACCAGACUCAAGACCAGGUUCUUCUCUCCAUUCCACAGCACUAAUACCAGUCCAGUUUCGCCCCGGUUGCUGGAGACCGUGGAAAAACUCUCGAUAGACAACGACGCGCAUCCGAUCUUCGAAAUCCCGGAGAUUGUCAGCCUAAUUCUGCACUACGUUGGCCACGACGAUAAGGAAAGAGUCCCGACCGAGCACGCCCCGGUCCGGAAACCGCCCAUGUCGCUGAACCACGCCAGACUCAUCCACGGCGACCACGGCGAGAAAGUCUGGCAACGAACCCUUUCCUCGUCCAGCACGGCCCCGCCAACGGGCAAUCUGCACAACUGUCUGCUGGUCAACAAGCUCUGGCACUCGCUGACCCUCGAAGUCCUGCAGGAGAACCUGUAUUUCGACGCGGACCACAAACUAAUGAACUACUCUCCGCCGCGCACCGCCGCCCCCAAAUCAUUCGUUUUGCACAAACUCAAGUCCACACAGCAACACCAUCUGGCCGGCCUGCACAUCAACCCCGUCAACCUCGAGUGGCUCGAGUUCUACAUCUGCCCCCGACUGCUUCCGUCGCUACACCUCUACACCGCGAAGCUGAAAAAGCUGGUGCUCCCGGGCUCCAAAGCAGUCGACGACGUUUAUCUGCAACAGAUCGCGCCGCUGAUGCCGAACCUGGUCCAUCUGGACCUGCGGGCGUGCGAGCACAUCACGGACGCCGGGCUGUACGCAAUUGGAACACACUGCCCGAACUUGGAGACGCUCAACUGCGGCCGGCACACCAAGGGCAGUCUCGUGACCGACGCGUCGAUCUCGCACAUUGUCGCCAACUGCAAUCUGAAAACGCUCGGCGUGGCCGGCUGCGGCGUCUCGGACGCGGUCCUGUGGUCUCUGGCGUACCAGAAAGGCCACCAGCUCGAAAGACUCAGUCUGAACAGCUGCUGGCGACUCACCGACGCAGGCAUAUCUAGCGUUUUAAUGAUGGACCGAUUUCCACGACUCGCAGUGCUGGAAAUCCGUAGACUCACGGGACUGCAGCAGCUGCGGCCGAUCGUCGAGUUCAAGAAGCGCCAGCUGCGGCGCAAGAUCGCGGUUCUGGUGGAGGCGUGCGAGGACCUGGAAGCAAGACUGCGCGCCGAGGAGCGCAGCCUGGACCUGGAAAUCAGCACGCGCAUCUUUGAGGACAUCAGCGAGUGGCUGAACGGCGACGAUUUGCAGGAUCAAAUCGAAGAGCGCAACUUGCAACGGUUUGUGCAGCGCCGCAGCGUGCUGGUGUGA